GUUUUGUUAAUUUGGAGUCAAUUAGGUGCAUGGCAAAAUUUAAUGAUCAAGUGUUGUUUAGCUGUUUCGUGCUGUUGGGCUUGCCAUAACUCUAAAGAGAAGGUCAGAUCAAAGCAUUGUGUGAGCGUUGUCUUCUUGUCAAGUCGAUUCCAGCAAGUCUAGCUUCUAAGAAAGUGACCUUUUCAUGCAGAGUACUUGACUAGUUGAGAGUCAUGGAUAUUGAAGAGACAAACAUUCAGGAGGCCAUUGGCCAGUUCUACUCUUUCUUUGGACGUAUGGGUCAGGUCAAGGGUGAAAUUGAUCAGUUGAAUUUAGACAUGCAUACCAAGGAUCGAAUAUUGACACAGCUCGACGACAUUGAACGAGAGUACAAAUACGGACAAGAGUGGUUCAUGACGAGGGAUGUGCAGGACGUGAGAGUGGGUGUGGUCGGGAGUGAGCGGAGUUUGAAGACUGCAGUUGUCUCUCUCUUUGUUGAGGGAGUGAUGGAGAUCGAGGGAGACGAGAAAGACGGGCGCUCCAAGAGCAAAAUCAACGUGGAGGGCAAGUGCAAGUUGCUACUAAUUAGAGAAGAGACGGGAGCACCCACUAAACAGAUGUGUCAGUGGGCCGACGUACUACUGCUGGUGUUCAGUUACUCCGACGAGGACAGCCUAUUACAUAUCAGAGACUACCAUAAGAUCUUCCGGGACACGAAUCAACACGCUCCUGUGAUGCUCGUAGGGGUCAAAGAUGAGGACCAGUACUCAUUUCGGCGAACGGUGAGGGAAGGAGAUGUGAGAAAGACGUCCGAAGUGCUGGAGAAAUGUUAUGAGAUGGACGUCGGCCUAUCACAGCAGAGCACCUACGCACUUUUCGCACAAGCAUGUAAACUGGCUCUUUCUACUUCGGCCAAUUCCUACCCCCUUAAGUUUGUCCCCCCCUCUUCCGUCCAAUGCCCGAACUCCUACUAUGCAGCGGGCAGCGGUAUCUCACUGGGUUUAGUGGCAGCUGGGGUACAGAAGUUUGGGGGUAACCCACCUGUGUCCCCCUCACACAUGAAGCGUAACAAGCAAAGGCGAUCAAUGUUUGGAGGGAAACAAGCUGCGUAUGCGGUGUCCGAGUCGUUUGGCAGUGGUCGUCCUGUCCCUGUGAAGGAGGGGUUUGUGAACAAGAAGAGCACGGGGGGCCUGAGGGCGGAGUGGAAGAGAAAGUAUCUCGAGCUGAGUCAGGACGAGCUCUCCUACUACCCUAACCUCAAUGACUACAUGACCAAGACCCACGGCAAGACACUCAAGCUCCAACAAAUCACUGUCAAAGUACCCGGACAACGUGUGUCCAGCGUUUCCAAAGUAACCAGCACACCCACCGAAAGUAUCGCCUCUGACCUGGCAGACUCACUUACCGUAUCAUUGCAACCAGGGGACCAAUCAGAUCACAGCAGAUCCAACAGCCCCGUUCAAUCAGAAACUCCAUUGGAUGUCUCGUACAAUUCAAGUCAUGGUCGCCCCGGGUUACGAUUGACCGCCCCCUCUUUCGAGUACAACUCCCGAGACCAUCGAAAUCACCUGACACCUGAACAUGAGGACUUUAGUUCCACUGAGCAGUUUGAUGAAAUGGGUGUGUACAAUCCAACAACUAAUCACAGGUCCGAAAGUCACAUGACUAAUGGGCGAGGUCACAAUCGUAAUGGCAGUCUGGAUGAGAAUGUGAUCAUGUUGCAACAGCUCAGAACUGGAGGCAUCAGUUACCCUCCGAUAGAGGAGGACCGCUCGGCGACCAUGCCUCGUCUGGAUGGGAGGAAGGCAAAGCUGAGACAAAGCCCUCACCUCUCUGCUCUACCUGGCAGUGAGGAGCAUCUGUCAGGGAGCCAGGAUAGUCUGGGUCGACCAGAGAAAGGAGACAGGAAGAAGAAAGGUGACAAAGAUCGAAACAGUUUCAUCAUGGAGCGUACUCAGAGUGAGGGUGCAAAGGACAGAGUGGCAGUGGAUAAGAAGGGGGUUAAAGGUCACAAUCACAAGCGACAGAGAAGCUGGGGCGGAAACAAGUUGUUGGAAGUUGAUACUGGAGGAGACGUGGUUAAUGAUAGCUGUGAGUUCCACGUGUUUUCGGCUGACAACAAAGUGUGGUGUUUUGAAGCUGCCUCCUCUGAGGAGGCCACCUCGUGGGUGAAGGCUAUUGGUGAGCAGAUCAAGAAGACCAUCUCCGAGUCUGUCUCCCACAAGAGAGGGAACUCAAGCAAUGAAAUUGAAAAGAAAGAAAUUCUUCUCACCGACGGAAACAACUUUUGUACCGACUGCAACUCACCAAACCCUGAGUGGGCGUCCCUGAACCACGGCUGUGUGCUGUGUAUAGAGUGCUCUGGUGUUCAUCGUAACCUUGGCACACACAUCUCCAGGAUACGCUCCCUGGAACUAGACGAUUGGAGUCCUGAGCUGAUAUCAGUGAUGCUGCAUAUUGGCAACAAGAUGUCUCGUAGUUUAUGGGAGGCCAAACGACCCAAGAAUAGACCCACUUAUUCCACUCCCCGGGAAGAGAGGGAGCGGUUCAUAAAGGCCAAGUACAUUGACAAGGAGUACCUGGCGGACCUCCCCUACACUGGAAAACCAAUUUAUGAGCAACUGAUGGAGGCUGUGAAGUCCAACAACAUCUUUAACUGUCUCAAUAUCCUAGCUCACACAAUGCCUGAGGACAUAAACACCAUCCACACUCGGGACUCUUGGGCCGCCCUCCAUGUUGCCUGCGUCUUGGGACGUACGGUCAUCACGCAGCUGCUCAUUUGGAAUGGCGGUGAUAUCAAUAUAGCGGAUGCCGACAAGCACACACCACUGUUCUAUGCUCGUAACUAUGGUCACCAAGACAUUGUGAACAUUUUAUUAGCCAAUAGUUGUACAGAAGAUACCUCGGAUACAAGUGUAUAAUUGUACUAUGUAUACUGUAAUUUGAUUGGUCAUUGGCAUGUCAUAAUUAUGACCACCACCGUAUAAUUAUAUCAUGCAUAAUUAUUACCCAUUUUUUGUCAAACACAUCUCAAUUUUUGCAGACUAUGAAAUUCAUUAUUGGAUGUGACAA
This is a messenger RNA of Halichondria panicea, 3051 nucleotides long. RefSeq names its product arf-GAP with GTPase, ANK repeat and PH domain-containing protein 3-like. The transcript has 19 exons. NCBI's taxonomy places the organism in Eukaryota, Metazoa, Porifera, Demospongiae, Suberitida, Halichondriidae. Gene Ontology annotation, molecular function: GTPase activity; protein binding; GTPase activator activity. The coding region runs from base 213 to 2900 and encodes 895 amino acids. The record is from RefSeq and is a predicted model, not a curated record. Gene Ontology annotation, biological process: activation of GTPase activity.